AUGGCGGCUGCAACCUCAGAGCCCCGGACGCUAGAGCGUCUCUGCUCGUCCAAAAUCGCCAAGCACCUCAAGCGCGCCUCGUCCCUGCUGGGCUCGGGCGACCUGUGGCAAAUGCACGCCGACGCGGAGGAGGCGAAGGCCACCACCCUCGCCUCUCAAGGCGGCGACGGCGCGGGUUCCGCGCGACGGCCGUGGAAAAUGAGCAGCCGCGUCGUCGCGCGCAUCGAGGCGUCGCUGUUGCGCUUCACGUGGCGGAAGCCGCCGCCUUCCCCCACCGCCCCGGGCAAACCGCCCAGAUCGCCGAUAGCGGCGAGCGUGACCGCCGAUCCGCCAGCAUUUUCGCCGAAAUCGCCCAAUCUCGCGUCGAGGAGGUUCAAGCAGCGCGGCGCCGCGGAAUCGCAGAUUCAGUUCCGCGUCUCCCCGUCGCCGCUCGUCUCUGCGGGAGUUGAUUCCGCUGCCGCCCGCAAGCGCAAUGCCUCGACGAGGGGGGAGCCUGUCGGUCGUGGGGCGUCCGCCGCUCGUCGCGGCAGGGCGAGCUUGAGCAUGGAUGAGGGGCAGCUGCGCGCAUGGCAGCAGCACGACGCAGCAGCGCCUUCAGACGUCGUUGACACAGACAGUCUCGGCAGGAAUGACGUUAACGGAAACGUCUUGUUCUCGAAGGAGGAGGCUGAAGAUCUGGAUGUGGGGAAAUCGGGUCGUGCUGACAUGGCAGAGCGGUCUUCCGCGCGAUUGGCGGAUUCCAGCGGGCGGUGCACUCAGAGCGGCCCGCUGCGGCGGCGGAGCGACGACAACCAGCCGAGCACCAGGGCCGCACGCAGCCCUGGUGCUAGCGGCAGCGGCAGGGCCGCCACGGGGAGCCCUGCGACUACCAGCGGCAGCGGGAGGGUUGCGGGGAGCCCUGAGUGGGUGGCGCGGCGCCUGGAUGCAGCCGCGGAGCUCUACCGCGCCAUGAACGGGGAGGAGGGGGAUGCCGCCAUAAACGGGGUCCAGGGGGGCGCCUCCGCCUCCGCCAGCGCGUGCCGCUGCCCAGUAGUGGUGCUGGGGGCGGGCACUCCGCACGUGCAGCCGGUGCUGAGUCAGCACGGGCACAUGUGGCAUGAGAGCAGCGCGUGCGCACAGUACCUCAUGGACAAGGUAGCAUCUGAUACAGCACACAUCUACAAGGAGUGGGCGUCAUACGACACGGUGGCAAACGGCUUCUUCUCCCUCGUGUGGCCCCUCAAAACAGACCCUCCCCAUUGCUCCCCCCUCACUCCUGCUCCUCCCCCACAGCACCGCAUCCCCUCGUCGCACAUCUACAAGGAGCAAGCGUCAUACGACACACACGGCAUCCCCGCCGCACACAUCUACAAGGAGUGGGCGUCAUACGACACCGUGGCAAACGGGUUCUUCUCCCUCGUGUGGCACGCCGUGCCGCGGCGCUGGCAGCGCCUGUUGGUGCUCACGUCCGCCUUCCACAUGCCGCGCUCCGCCCUCAUCUACGACUGGAUCUUCUCCCUCCACGGCUCCGGCUUUGCUCAUCUGCACGCUCCGCACACUUCUCACUCUCCGAACUCUCCUCCGCUGCUUUCACCCUCCUCCUCCUCCUCCUCCUCCUCCUCCUCCUCCUCCUCCUCCUCCUCCUCCUCCUCCUCCUCCUCCUCCUCCUCCUCCUCCCCCUCCCCCUCCCUCCCCCUCUUCCCCUUGCGUCCGCCACAUGGCAAGUGGGAGGAGUACAUUCCGCCCUGGAGGGCGGACGGAACAGGGGCGACUGGGGAAGGUGGAUUCAGGGGAGGGAGUUCUGCAGGACAGGGUGGGGAGAAGGCAGGGGGGAAUGGGGCUCUGUUGGGGGAUUCACCUGAUCAGGUGGUUUCUCAGGUGCCGUCACCUGGGGAUCCGUUGGAGCAGGGCUAUGAGAUUCGGUUCAUCAGCGCAUCGGACGCCGGCAUUGAUCCUGACAUGAUUCAGGCCCGGCAACGCAAGGAAGCGGACAGCAUUGCAUCAGCGCUCACCCUGCCACUUUCCACUGCUACUUGCAUUGCACCCCUCUCAAUUCUCCCUUGUCUGUUCCAUCCCCCUCCCUCCCAGGCCCGACAACACAAAGAAGCAGACAGCAUUCGCCUGCUGCUGCCCUACAUUUCUUCAGUGCACUCCCUGCCAGCCUUUAAUCAACACAUGAGACACAGCACCCCUCCCAAUUUUCCCUUGUCUGCUCAAUCCCCCUCCCAGGCCCGACAACACAAAGAAGCAGACAGCAUUCGCCUGCUGCUGCCCUACAUUUCGUCAGUGCACUCCCUGCCAGCCUUUAAUCAACAGAUGAGACACAGCACCCCUCCCAAUUCUCCCUUGUCUGUUCCAUCCCCCUCCCAGGCCCGACAACACAAAGAAGCAGACAGCAUUCGCCUGCUGCUGCCCUACAUUGCGUCAGUGCGCUCCCUGCCAGCCUUCCACCAUUACAUGCACACGGAGCACCGAGCAUACAACGUGCAGCACCAGGGGGAGUUUGGGCAGGCGAAGAGUGCAGAGGAGGCGACGUUUGAUCACAUCAAGCUGUGCUAUUGA
Messenger RNA from Closterium sp. Naga37s-1, 2541 nucleotides. NCBI's taxonomy places the organism in Eukaryota, Viridiplantae, Streptophyta, Zygnematophyceae, Desmidiales, Closteriaceae. The record is from the annotation of a GenBank genome assembly.